Molecule: messenger RNA, 1693 nt
Organism: Ictalurus punctatus (channel catfish)
Lineage: Eukaryota; Metazoa; Chordata; Actinopteri; Siluriformes; Ictaluridae
Gene: rbm17
Product: RNA binding motif protein 17
Exons: 13
Coding region: 133-1395 (420 amino acids)
Biological process (GO): mRNA cis splicing, via spliceosome; alternative mRNA splicing, via spliceosome
Cellular component (GO): precatalytic spliceosome
Molecular function (GO): RNA binding
Source: RefSeq, a predicted model, not a curated record
CUGAGGAUAGUCAUCAUUGUGGGACUUACUGGUGACGUCAUGUAGACGCGACAACAACGCGACGGCGCAGUUUUAGCUAGCAUGUUGUGCUAAUUUUGCGGAAUAUACUGAGCUCUUUGACUUUUUGUUAACAUGUCUCUGUAUGAUGAUUUGGGGGUCGCCACCAGCGAUGCAAAAACUGAAGGCUGGUCGAAGAACUUCAAAUUGCUGCAAUCGCAGCUUAAAGUGAAGAAAGCUGCCCUGACACAGGCAAAGACGCAGAGGAUGAGACAGACAAAUGUUCUGGCUCCAGUCAUCGAUCUGAAGAGGGGAAGCAGUGUAGAUGACAGACAGAUCUCAGACACGCCUCCACACACAGCAGCAGGGUUGAAGGACUCUGCACCCGCUGGCUUUUCUUCAGGCGAUGUCCUGAUCCCGCUCGCCGACGAAUAUGAUCCCAUGUUCCCCAACGAUUAUGAGAAGGUGGUGAAAAGACAGCGAGAGGAGCGCCAGAGGCAGAGAGAGCAGGAGCGGCAGAAGGAGAUCGAGGAGAGGGAGAAGAAGCGCAAAGAGCGUCAUGAAGGAGGAGGAGGAGGAGGAGCACCCAGCGGGUUCUCUCGCUUCCCUGCCGAGGCGGACUCUGACGAAGAAGAAGACUAUGAGAAAGAGAAGCGGAAGAGAGUUACGGGUGGAGCUGCGAUUGCACCUCCAUCAUCUCUAAUGGAGAAGGACUCGUCAUACUCGUAUGAUGAUGAAGGCCGCCAGCGGUCCAAAGCAGCAAUUCCGCCCCCUGUUUUUGAGGAUUCUGAGAGACCGCGCUCACCUCCAGGACCCACCAGCUCCUUCCUGGCCAACAUGGGAGGGACGGUGGCUCACAAGAUUAUGCAGAAAUAUGGCUUUCGGGAAGGCCAGGGCCUGGGCAAGCAUGAACAGGGGCUUAGUACAGCUCUGUCAGUGGAGAAAACGAGCAAACGGGGUGGGAAGAUCAUCGUUGGAGACCUGACAGAAAAGACUGGAGGAGCCAGUCAGAAUGCACCUGAAACGCCUGCCUAUAUUUCAGGAGCAGCAGAUUUGAAGAAGAAUGAGGUCAACCCUCUGACUGAGAUCCUCAAGUGCCCUACGAAGGUGGUGUUAUUGCGGAACAUGGUGGGAAGAGGAGAGGUGGAUGAAGAUCUGGAAGCUGAAACAAAAGAGGAGUGUGAGAAAUAUGGCAAAGUCAUCAAGUGUGUAAUCUUUGAGAUCUCGGAUGUGCCAGAUGAUGAAGCGGUGAGAAUAUUCCUGGAAUUUGAACGGGUUGAGUCGGCCAUUAAAGCCGUGGUGGAUCUGAACGGAAGGUAUUUUGGAGGCCGAGUGGUGAAAGCCUGCUUCUAUAACCUGGACAAAUUCCGUGUGUUAGACCUUGGAGAACUGGUGUGAGUCACACACACAGCAUAACAUCCCUCGCUUUGUCAAUGUGGAAAUUCCAGGAAAAUAAAACGUGACCCUUUUUUUUUGUACAUAGCAUGGACGUUUUUUUUUAUUUUUCAUUCUAAUAUUGUUUAUGAUGCACAUUGGAAUAUUUAACCUGCAACCUGAAAUAGAUUUCUUUUUGUUAAUGGAUUCCCUAUGUUCUCACUUCAGUGUGUAUUCCAGCGAACAGCUCAUUCUUGACUCUGAAUAAGAAGCAUACUGUGUUGUAGAAACCAGGAAAUAAACAGUGUAUUUUGGAAACCUA